This is a messenger RNA of Monosiga brevicollis MX1, 2126 nucleotides long. RefSeq lists its product as uncharacterized. The record is from RefSeq and is a predicted model, not a curated record. Gene Ontology annotation, cellular component: mitochondrial inner membrane. Gene Ontology annotation, molecular function: ATP hydrolysis activity; ATP binding; protein kinase binding. The transcript is spliced from 17 exons. Lineage: Eukaryota; Choanoflagellata; Craspedida; Salpingoecidae. Bases 2 to 2035 code for a protein of 677 amino acids. Gene Ontology annotation, biological process: protein folding.
GAUGCUUCCGGCAACAACAGCUCGUCGAGCGAUGGCGCUGGUGACGGGGCUGCGACGACCACUGCUGGCGCGUGGCAGCGUGGUGGCUCCGAUCCGCAGCUGGCGAGGCCUGCAUGCCAGUGUCACCAAGGCCAGUGAGAACACUCCUGCCGCUGACCUCGAGCAUCGGGAGAGCCACACGUUUCAAGCCGAGACUUCCAAGCUUCUCAACAUCGUGGCCUCCUCUCUCUACAGUGAACGUGAGGUCUUUGUCCGUGAGCUCAUUAGCAAUGCGUCAGAUGCCUUGGAAAAGCUGCGUUAUAUCCAAGCCACUGGCCAGGAUGUGGCUUUUCCCGAGACCCCGCUGGAAAUCACCAUUGAAGCUGACCAAGAACGCAAUACCCUCAUCAUCUCGGAUACCGGUAUUGGUAUGAACCACGACGAGCUCGUCUCCAACUUGGGCACGAUUGCUCGCUCGGGCAGCAAAGAGUUUAUGGAAUCUUUGGCCGACGGCGCCCAGACCGGCGCCGCUGAUGCGCGCGAAAAGAUUAUUGGACAGUUUGGUGUGGGUUUUUACUCUGGUUUCAUGGUAGCGGAAAAAAUGACCGUCUACACCCAAAGCCACGCUGCCACGGAAAAGGCUUGGCUGUGGGAGUCUGAGGGCUUGGGGAGCUACACGGUUGCCCCAGCCAGCCAAGUCGUGCGUGGCACACGCAUUGAGCUCAAGCUGCGCGAUGAUGCCCGUGAAUUUGCCGAUGCCGGCCGCAUCAAGGAUAUCAUCAAGAAAUACUCCAACUUUGUCGGCUUUCCCGUCAAGGUUAACAAUGAAGUUAUCAACAGCAUUCAGCCGCUUUGGACUCUUCCGGCCUCGUCUAUCACCCCCGAGCAGCAUGAAGAGUUUUAUCGUUUCAUUGGCAACAGCUACGAUACUCCCCAAUUUGUCAUGCAGUACUCGGCCGAUGCACCUCUGAUGAUUCGCAGCUUGCUCUACACCCCCACAAGCAACCCAGAAACUUUCCUUGGUCCCGGUCAGGUGCAGAUGCAAAUCUCCCUCUACUGCCGCAAGGUCUUGAUCAGCAACGAUUUGGAAAAAAUGUUCCCGAGCUGGAUGCGCUUUGUCAAGGGCGUGGUGGACAGCGAAGACAUUCCUCUCAACCUGUCUCGUGAGAUGCUUCAAGAUUCAGCCCUGAUCCGCAAGAUUGGCAAUAUCGUGGUGGGCCGUUACAUCAAGCAUUUGGAAAGCCAGAUCAAGGAGGACCGAACCAAGUUUGAAGUCUUCUUUUCUGAAUUCCACCGCUUUUUGAUGGAGGGCAUGAUUACCGAUUAUGCUCACCAGAAAGGAUUGUCUCGCCUCUUGAUGGCGGAAACGAGCACGAAGCCAGCCGGGGCCAUGAGCACCUUGUCUGAGUACAUUGAGCGGAUGCCGGAAGGUCAAAAGGAGAUUUAUUAUGUCAUUGCCAAGUCUCGUGAGGCGGCCCUGGCCUCGCCUUACAUGGAGAUGAUGAAGCACAAGGAGAGCGAGGUCCUCAUUUUCACGGACCCGGUGUACGACCUUGUCCUGCGCCAACUCAAUGAGUUUGAGGGCAAGGAGAUUCUCUCAGUUGAAUCCUCCCGUGUCGAGUCAGAGUCGGAGGAGAGCAACGGCGAACUUUCUGAGACUGAAGCCGCUGCUUUCAAGGGUUGGCUCAAGAUGACGAUCGGCGACACUGCCGUGCGUGAGAUCAAGACAUCGUCGCGCUUGGUGGAUACGCCGGCCAUCAUCGUGGACCAUGACAGCGUGGCACUGCGCCAGCUGCAGCAAAUGCAGAACAGUGGCAUGGGUUUGACGCUUCCGCCCCAGGUGCUUAGCAUUAACCUCAAGCAUGACGUAGUCAAGGGUAUCCAUGAGAUGUAUCAGAAGGACUCUGCGAGUGAUAUGGCCGCACUCGCGGCUCGUCAGCUAUUUGUCAAUGCGCAAAUCGCCGCCGGUCUUGUCGACGAUGCCAAGAAUCUUCUUCCUCAACUCAGCCAGGUGCUGCAGGAGCUUUGCCGUGCAAAUGGACAAGCCGCCCAGUAGUCGUGGCCCUUACUCAUUCAAGUCAUGACCGUUGAUUGAUCCUUUCGUUCCGGAGCUGGCCAUAACAAAAAAUUGAGAGUGCAAUGUGUUG